Molecule: messenger RNA, 978 nt
Organism: Trichoderma atroviride IMI 206040
Lineage: Eukaryota; Fungi; Ascomycota; Sordariomycetes; Hypocreales; Hypocreaceae
Molecular function (GO): nitronate monooxygenase activity
Source: RefSeq, a predicted model, not a curated record
AUGGCCCGCACUUCUGGAGGCCGCCUUGCUGCCGCCGUCUCCAAUGCCGGCGGCCUGGGCGUCAUCGGCGGCUUUCAAUACACGCCGGACCAGCUGCGCGAGAUUGUUGCCGAGCUCAAGGCGAAUCUGAAGAGCCCUGACCUGCCUUUUGGCGUCGAUCUGGCUCUGCCGCAGGUGGGAGGAAAUGCACGCAAGACGAAUCACGACUACACGCACGGCAAGCUGGACGAGCUGAUUGACAUCACCAUUGACAGCGGCGCGAAGCUGUUUGUCUGUGCGGUUGGCGUGCCGCCAAAGCACGUCCUCGAGAAGCUUCACAAGAACGGCAUCCUGGUGAUGAACAUGGUGGGGCAUCCAAAACACGCCGUCAAGGCUCUGGACCUGGGCGUGGAUAUCGUGUGCGCCCAGGGUGGCGAAGGAGGCGGUCACACAGGCGAUGUCGCCAACUCGGUCCUGAUUCCGGCCGUCGUCGACGUGGCAAAGAGGUACAAGCCGCCCAUGCUCCAGGGCUCACCGGCUCUCGUCGUUGCUGCAGGCGGCAUCUGCAAUGGACGCGGCCUGGCCAGUUCGCUGAUGCAGGGCGCCGUGGCCGUCUGGGUGGGCACGCGGUUCCUCGCCUCGGACGAGGCUGGAUGCAGCGAGGAGGCUAAGAAGGCGGUGGUGACGUGCGGCUUUGAAGGCACGGAGCGGACGUUGGUGAUGACGGGCCGGCCGCUGCGGAUGAGGACCAAUGGCUACAUCCAGAGCUGGCAUGACCGGCCAGAGGAGAUUAAGAAACUCGUGGGCAAGGGCGUCAUUCCGAUGGAGCAUGAUUUGGACGAGGGCCGAGACAUUGAUAUUCCGCAUUUGAUGGGGCAGGUUGCGGGUGCGAUUGACAAGAUUCAGCCGGCGGGGGAGAUUGUUGCGGAGAUGGUGCAGGAGGCGGUUGACAUGUUGAAGCUGGGAGGGACGUAUUUGGCGGCGAAGAGCCGUUUGUAA